AUGGCCUGUGCUGUUUUCCAGAUACCGCCAUGGCAUCUUGAUAGAAAAUACAGCUCAUGUUCCACCAUAUUGCUAGAUAACAGCACAGUCAGCCAGCCUGAUCUUAGACACACACUAGAAAGAUAUGCAAAUAGAUCUCUGGCUAUUUUUGAAGAGUCAAUACAUCCACUUUCACAAGAGGAAGCUCCAGGGAAAUCCUUCGAGGAUGAUCCCAAACGCAACUGUAUUUUCAGAUAUUUCUGUACUCUUUUUCAAAUCAUAAAACUAACAGCUCCAUGUGCCAUCGUAGCUUUGGUGUACAUCGAACGACUUUUAACUAGUGCUAACAUCGAUCUUUGUCCUACUAAUUGGAAAAAGAUUGUCCUUGGAGCCAUGCUUCUUGCCUCCAAAGUUUGGAGAAGUCGUGGUCUGUGCAGUGUGGAUGACAGCCAGAAUCCCAAGGACAUUGCAGUUGAGAACAUGAGCAAGAUGGAGAAGUGUUUCUUGGAGCUACUUGAGUUUAAUAUUCAUGUAUCUGCCAGUGUCUAUGCAAAAUAUUACUUCGACCUGCGUGCCUUGGCAAAUGACUAUGACAUGUACUUUCUAUUUACUUUUCUUCACAAAGAUAAAGCACAGAGACUGGAGGCUAUGUCACGGCUGUGUGAAUACAAAGACUUGCAUCGAGAUGCAGCUGCAAUGAAAAGGGCUAUCAGCAUGAACUUCAUUGGUAUUCGGUGCUCUAAUGCCAUCUUAUCUUAA
This is a messenger RNA of Cercocebus atys (sooty mangabey), 738 nucleotides long. Its product is annotated as putative cyclin-Y-like protein 3. Bases 1 to 738 code for a protein of 245 amino acids. Lineage: Eukaryota; Metazoa; Chordata; Mammalia; Primates; Cercopithecidae. Gene Ontology annotation, cellular component: plasma membrane. The record is from RefSeq and is a predicted model, not a curated record. Gene Ontology annotation, biological process: regulation of protein kinase activity; regulation of canonical Wnt signaling pathway. Gene Ontology annotation, molecular function: cyclin-dependent protein serine/threonine kinase activator activity. The transcript has 7 exons.